CUCUCAAUCACUUGCCAAUAUAAUAACAUCUUCACGGUGAUAAUGGCUUCCCUUUCAUCUUUAAGCAAAUAAAAUAAAGAAAGUUUAGAAAAUUAUCUCACAAAUUAAUUUAAACCCCUCUUUCUUCCCUUUUAAUUUCUCUCUGAGCUUAUCAUAAGAAAUCAACCCCGUUUAACUUGGAUCUAUGUCCGAGAACCAUUUUUACCGAGACCACAUGGGAGAAGGAACCAUCAGAUUCCCUUUGUUUGAGGUUGAAGAUGAUCGGAAGCCAGCUUCUCUUUUUUAUCCAAACAGUAAUAAUAGCUUUUUUAUCCACCAAGAAUUCGAUGAUCCGUCUCCUUACAUGGAUUACAACUACAACAACACUUUCUCAAGUGAUUUCCAGCUGUUUUGCCCGCCGCCUCCGUCUGAGGCGGCGGUCAUCUGUCCUCCACCGUCAUCAGACCGUCGUCAACCGCCAGCAGCGGCCGAUGGGUGUUCGACUUCCAGUGAGCUAGGUGGAGGACGGGGCGGAGAAGAAGAUUCAUCAAAGACUACCCAAACCAAGAGUCCAGAGAUCACCGAAGAUUGUGAAGCUGGAGAUCAACAAGAAAAGUCAAAGAAGAGAAUGAGCAAGGGAAAGAAAGAGGUGAAAAAGCUGAGGGAGCCUCGUUACGCCUUCUUGACUAAGAGUGAAAUUGAUAAUCUUGAAGAUGGAUUUAGGUGGAGAAAAUAUGGUCAGAAGGCAGUCAAGAACAGCCCUUAUCCCAGGAGCUACUACAAAUGCACCAGUCAAAAAUGUACCGUGAAAAAGCGUGUGGAAAGGUCAUACCAAGACCCGACCACCGUCAUCACAACCUACGAAGGACAGCACAACCACCACUACCCUUCCUCGCUCCGGGGAAGCACCGCCGCCUCCAUGCUGUCGCCGCCCGCUUCGUUCUUGUCUUCGACAAACUCCGGGGCGGCGGCCGCGGCCGGAGAAAAUUCGUUCGAGUACAGCCUCUUCCAGCCUACAACUGCUCCGAAUUUCUCUCCUUAUAAUCAGCCAGAGGAGAGUAUUAACGGAAUGAAUCAACUUCACCAACCGCCGUUUGAGUACAGUCUGUUUCAAGACAUGCCGAGCAUGACGGCGUCAUUGGUGCACAAACAAGAAAAUUAAAUCAUUCGUGAGGUUUUUUUUGCAAAAUAAUUAAAUAAAUUACCAUUAGUCGUCUU
Molecule: messenger RNA, 1197 nt
Organism: Cuscuta europaea
Lineage: Eukaryota; Viridiplantae; Streptophyta; Magnoliopsida; Solanales; Convolvulaceae
Source: the annotation of a GenBank genome assembly